AUGGUGCUCCUGGACGAGUUCUGUGUGAAGGUGUACUUCUGGCCAUUCCUUUCCUAUCUGGCCAGCAUCAAGGGCUGGUGCCCGCUGUACCCGCCAGGUUACUAUCCCAUCUACGCACUGCCGCCGCCGCAGGGACCACCAUUUCCGCCGCCGCCGCAGCCGCUCCAGCCGAUUGGUCCACUAAUUCCGCCUCAACCCGCUCUUCCGUCCACACCUGCAGUGAUCCCGACGUUCCAGCCCACGCCGCCCAAUCCCCAGCCGCCGGUGACCCCACCUCUGACCACGACUACUAGCAGUACCACCACUACCACCACCGUUUCCACGACCUCCACCACGGGAGUGACCACCACCAGUACAGCUGGGACCACUCUGCCCGUUCCGGUGCCCACGUGUCCAUCGCAGCCGUUGGUUUGCCUGCCCGGCGGAGCGCGCCCCUUGCCCAAUUGCCCCUGCAUCGAUCCUCGCCAGCAGCAGAAUGCUCCGGUGCUCUCCUCCACGGGACCUCAGAUCGGUUCGGAUAUGAUGGUCUUCAUGCCGCUGAAUCCCGGACGUAGGCGGCGUCGUCGCCGGAGACCCCAGUCCUGCCAAGAUGCCCGAUCCCGGCCUGGAAACUGCCUGCCCCUGACCUCCUGUCCCCAGCUCAUGGAGGAGUAUCAAAACCAGGGACAGGGCAGUGAGUUCCACACUUUUCUGGGCCAGUCCAUAUGUGGCUUCGAUGGCUCCACUUUCAUGGUGUGCUGCGCCUCGGAUCGAAGUGGGAAUGCCAGGAGCAGGAAGGAUCUGCUGCUGAGCACCACUGCACCCUUCGGCUUUUUCCAUUUCUCGCCACUAAGUGGUGGCCCCACUGCCACUCCGAUGGUGUUCCAGCCCACUCCGCCUCUAAAUCAGGUAGUGAGCCCCAGCUUCAACCCACCUCCUCCUCCACCAGCACAGAAUACUCCCCGAUUGGCUACUGGAUGUGGCAUAAGUGGUGCCACUUCCAAUCGAGUGGUGGGAGGAAUGGAAGCUCGCAAAGGAGCCUAUCCCUGGAUAGCUGCAUUGGGCUACUUCGAGGAGUCCAAUAGGAAUGCACUGAAGUUCCUUUGCGGUGGCAGCUUGAUCCAUUCACAUUAUGUCGUCACCUCGGCGCACUGCAUCAAUCCCAUGCUCACUUUGGUUAGAUUAGGAGCUCAUGACCUCUCCAAACCCACUGAACCAGGAGCAAUUGACUUCCGAAUCCGCAGAACUGUGGUGCACGAGCAUUUCGAUCUGAACUCCAUAUCGAAUGACAUAGCAUUGAUAGAGCUCAACGGAGUGGGAACACCUCUGCCAGGUAACAUAUCGCCCAUUUGCCUGCCUGAGGCCGCCAAGUUCCUGCAGCAGGACUUCGUGGGCAUGAAUCCCUUCGUGGCCGGCUGGGGGGCAGUGAAGCACCAGGGACCCACUUCGCAGGUGCUGCGGGAUGCCCAGGUGCCGAUCGUGUCCCGGCAGAGCUGCGAGCAGAGCUACAAGUCCGUCUUCCAGUUCGUCCAGUUCAGCGACAAGGUGUUGUGUGCGGGCAGUUCGAGCGUGGAUGCCUGUCAAGGGGAUUCCGGUGGACCACUCAUGAUGCCCCAGCUGGAGGUCAAUGUCUAUAGGUUCUACUUACUCGGCCUGGUUUCCUUUGGCUAUGAGUGUGCUCGUCCCAAUUUCCCCGGGGUCUACACGCGAGUCGCCUCCUACGUUCCUUGGAUAAAAAAGCACCUUUCAUUGGCUUAGAACAUGACACAUUCCAAUUUGAAUAUAUAACCUUAAUGUGUCAUACAAUUUAAGAGCACUUUACAAACACCGGCAAUAUAAUCCUAAAUCCCAAAUACACAUACCCACCGGCAUUUCCUCAAUAAAUUUCAUGUUUUAUGUUAUUGUUUGAUUUAAGCUUAAUGAAUAUUACUUA
Molecule: messenger RNA, 1912 nt
Organism: Drosophila rhopaloa
Lineage: Eukaryota; Metazoa; Arthropoda; Insecta; Diptera; Drosophilidae
Product: proclotting enzyme
Exons: 7
Coding region: 1-1737 (578 amino acids)
Biological process (GO): proteolysis
Molecular function (GO): serine-type endopeptidase activity
Source: RefSeq, a predicted model, not a curated record